AUGUCGAGAGCUUCCAAAAUAACGCUCGGAGUGACAUCGCUGCUCUGCGCAGCCACAACCGUCGGCGUGUACUUGUUUGCAGAGGAGGAGAACGAUAGGCGUCGCGAAAGAGAGCUGAAUGCCAAGCAGCAAGCCAACGCUCGGGACUUCGAGGCACAGAAACUGCUCAGACAGCAGCUCGAGGCUAGCCAGCCGCUCUCUGGCGAGAUCGUCGAAGGAGUCGAAUCCAAGUAA
Molecule: messenger RNA, 234 nt
Organism: Ogataea angusta
Lineage: Eukaryota; Fungi; Ascomycota; Pichiomycetes; Pichiales; Pichiaceae
Exons: 2
Coding region: 1-234 (77 amino acids)
Source: RefSeq, a predicted model, not a curated record